Molecule: messenger RNA, 2857 nt
Organism: Brassica oleracea var. oleracea
Lineage: Eukaryota; Viridiplantae; Streptophyta; Magnoliopsida; Brassicales; Brassicaceae
Product: G-type lectin S-receptor-like serine/threonine-protein kinase At1g11330
Exons: 7
Coding region: 212-2734 (840 amino acids)
Biological process (GO): protein phosphorylation; recognition of pollen
Molecular function (GO): ATP binding; protein serine/threonine kinase activity
Source: RefSeq, a predicted model, not a curated record
UAUUAUGUUGAAGUCACUGCCCAUAUAUAUGUCCCACUACGGCAGAACCAAAAAUCUUCCUUGAAAGAUUAAAACAUCAGCACCUUCCUCUUCUUAAGUCUUCUAAUAGAGACAAAAGACCACUCCUAUAAUAACUUACUUCUCGUACUAGAUAUCUUCCAAAGAGAAACAACAAAGCAAAACUAGAACUUCUCUGUUUCACUUAGUAGUUAUGGUGGUUCUACUGAACUCACAUCCUUGUUUUGUUCUUCUUCUUCUUCUUGCAGCAUUCUAUUGCUUCUCUCUGAGCCUAUGUUUCGGCGAAGACAGACUCACCUUCUCAACUCCGAUCAAAGACUCAGAGUCAAAGACACUUCUCUGCAAAAAGGGUAUUUUCAGGUUCGGUUUCUUCACUCCUGCAAACUCCACUUCUCGCUUACGUUAUGUUGGGAUUUGGUACGACAAGAUUCCAGUUCAAACUGUGGUUUGGGUCGCCAACAGAGACGCUCCCAUCAACGACACUUCCGGUGUUGUUUCCAUCUCUGACGACGGGAACCUCGUGGUUACCGAUGGUAGAAACCGCAGUAUAUGGUCUACCAACGUCACAGUACCAGUAGCUCCAAAUGCUACUUGGGUCCAGCUAAUGGAAAACGGGAAUCUUAGGCUACAAGACAACAGAAACAACGGCGAGAUCAUAUGGGAGAGUUUCAAGCACCCCUAUAGCUCUGUGUUGCCAAGAAUGAGUCUCUUGAUCAACAGUAAAACCGGAGAAAACAUCGGUCUUACUUCUUGGAGAAGCUACACAGAUCCUUCAACAGGGAACUACACAGUUACUCUUGUCGCUUUCCCGUUUCCUGAGCUUCUAAUCAGGAAGAACAGUGCUACACAGUGGCGUAGCGGUCCCUGGAACGGCCAGGUUUUCAUCGGUUUACCGGAUAUGGAUUCCCUUCUGAACAUUGAUGGGUUUAACCUCAAUAAUGAUAACCAAGGCACGGUUUCGUUGAGCUAUGCUAAUGACUCCUUCAUGUAUCACUUCAACUUGGAUCCUAAUGGAGCUAUAUAUCAAAGAGAUUGGAGCACUUCUAUGAAUGAUUGGAGAGUCGGUGUUAGGUUCCCAUCCACAGACUGUGAUGAAUACAACAGAUGUGGUCCAUAUGGGAGCUGCAAUUACCGGGAAGACCCACAGUGUAAAUGCAUAAAAGGGUUUGUGCCUAGGAAUAACACUGAGUGGAGUGUAGGAAACUGGAUUAGUGGAUGUGUGAGAAGAGCUCCACUACGGUGCGAGAGACUCAGGAAUGGAACUAGUAACGGAGGAAAAGAAGAUUGGUUUUUGAAAGUGCAGAAGAUGAAAGUACCAGUGAAUGUGCAACCGUCUUUAGCUAAUGCCCAAGCUUGUCCUAAGGUUUGUUUAGAUAACUGUUCUUGCACAGCUUAUGCAUAUGAUCAAGGCAUUGGAUGCAUGCUUUGGAGCGGUAGCUUGGUUGAUAUGCAAUCAUUCUUGGGAAGUGGCAUUGAUCUUUAUAUUCGACUCUCGCAUUCUGAACUCAAAGCACAUAGCAAGAGAGCAAUAAUGAUCACAGCACUUGUGCUAGGCGUUGUGUUUGUUUCUGCGGUUUGUGUUCUUUUAGCAUGCCUGAAACUCAAUAAGCGUCCAGGAGAACCAAAGAAAGAUAGAAGCGUAGAGCAAUUGUUAAAGAGAAUGGAAGAAGUUAAUAGUGGUGAUGAGCCUGCUUCUAACCAAGUUAAGCUAGAGGAGCUUCCGCUCUUUGAGUUUCAAGUGUUAGCUACAGCAACUGAUGACUUCUCUCUCAGAAGCAAGCUCGGACAAGGCGGAUUUGGUCCUGUUUACAAGGGAAAGUUACCUGAAGGGCAAGAAAUUGCGGUGAAGAGGCUCUCAAGGGCAUCAGGACAAGGACUUGAGGAGCUUAUGAACGAAGUGGUUGUGAUUUCGAAGUUGCAACAUAGGAAUCUGGUGAAGUUACUUGGUUGUUGCAUUGAAGGAGAAGAAAGGUUGCUAGUCUACGAAUAUAUGCCAAAGAAAAGCUUGGAUGCAUAUCUAUUUGACCCUUUGAAGCAAAAGAUUCUUGAUUGGAAGACUCGGUUCAACAUAAUGGAAGGAAUAUGCAGAGGUCUUUUGUACCUUCACAGAGAUUCAAGACUAAGGAUCAUACACAGAGAUCUAAAAGCCAGCAACAUUUUGUUAGAUGACAACCUGAAUCCUAAAAUAUCUGAUUUCGGGCUUGCAAGAGUUUUCCGAGCGAAUGAAGAUGAAGCUAACACAAGAAGGGUUGUAGGGACAUACGGCUACAUGUCACCGGAAUAUGCAAUGGAAGGUUUAUUUUCAGAAAAAUCAGACGUUUUCAGCUUGGGGGUUAUACUUUUAGAGAUCAUAAGCGGGAGAAGAAACUCUCACAAGGAAGAGAAUCAUCCAAAUCUUUUAUCUUAUGUGUGGACGCUGUGGAAUGAGGGUGAGGCUGCUUCUCUAGCAGAUCCAAACGUCUUUGAUGAGUCUUUCGUGAAAGAGAUAGCAAAUUGUGUUCAGAUUGGUUUGUUGUGUGUGCAAGAAGUUGCUGACGAUAGACCGAAUGUUUCAACUGUGAUCUGGAUGCUAACAACUGAGAACAUGAACCUCCCUGAGCCGAAGCAGCCUGCGUUUAUAACAAGAAGAGAAAAGUCUGAGGGUGAAUCUUCUAACCAGAGUAGUCAAAAGGUCUCUAUCAAUGAUGUGAGCCUCACAUCUGUUACUGGGCGUUAAGCUCACAAAUCCAAUCUGAUUAUGUAUAAUUAAAAAGGUUUGAAUACGUUUGGCUAAUAAUUAAGUGUGUUGAUUAAAAAUGUGUGGAGUGUUAUAAGUCGAUAUAGACAUUAUGAUGUGUGU